AUGUCACCUCAGAUGCGUCCACAAGGUAAUUUACACUGCACGCCCUAUGCGUUACCACUGCUGCUCUUGAUUCUACUGUCUGAGCUUUGGAUUUUCCUACACGCUGCAUCCACAGCUCAUGCUGAGAAAAUGAGUGAUGAAACAGAAGCAGUGAAACUACUCUCACUUCUGGAGAUACCUUCUCAAAUACCUGAGAAGCUGAUGCUUGCUCUGAAUGCAGGGAUUAACGCUUCACUCUGGUCUUACAACUAUCAAGUGGCCGACGGUAGGAAAAUUAAAAUUAUUUUACCCUCAACAGCAAAUAAAAACAUUACACAGAUCAUUAACAGUACCCUUACGAAGCACAACGAUUUGCUUGCCGUCCUGGGUCCACUGGGAGACCAUAACACGCUUAACGCUCUACCUAUCCUCGAUAAAAAUAGCUUAGUUGCAUUUGCACCAUUUACCGUAUCUGCUCAAGUGCGAGUAUGGGAUCCUUACUUGUACUUUUUGCGUCCAGAACCUAAUGCUGAGCUGCUUACACUUAUCCGAUACGCCUUGAACUAUCUCCGUGUACGACGACUGGGUUUCAUGUACCUAAAGAACUUUAUCUCAGGUUAUGUAGAGUACAGACGAGCAACAAAAGUAAUCUCACAAUUGGGUUAUAGUCUGUGCGGGGUUUUCGCUGUAAAAAAGUCCACUAGCAAUAUUGAUAAUGAAAAUUUUAAUAAAGAAUGGGAAACAUUUGCGCAGACUCGCCCACAGGCUGUGAUUGUGUUCGGUGCACCUAUUAAAGACACUGAGAAGUUCAUAAUGCGGAUGCUGACGGACAAGCGUACUGCUGGUGCCUACCUACUGGGUCCCUUUGCUGUGCAGCAGACGCUGCUGAGAGUGUGGCGCGAGGCAGUAAAUGCAGGUGUUCCGUUUGUACGUGGUCAAGUGAUCACGACGGGAACAAACCCACUCGCGAAGGACACACAGUACGCUGCGAUCAAGCGCUUCCAGACCGUAAUGGGAAAGUACCUGAAGGAGAGCGGUCAGACAAUCUUUAAUGAUACCCAACACUUCCUCAAUAAUGACGAAGACGGUGAGAUGAUGGUUUCUGGGUGGAUUUCUGGUGAGGUGCUCAUGCAAGCAAUGAAUACCCGUGAAUGGUUGAAGGACAGGGCAUCGUUCGUCAAAUCACUCUUCAACCAGCGCCGGUAUUUGAUUGAUGACCUUGUGAUUGGUGAG
Molecule: messenger RNA, 1212 nt
Organism: Trypanosoma theileri
Lineage: Eukaryota; Euglenozoa; Kinetoplastea; Trypanosomatida; Trypanosomatidae
Product: receptor-type adenylate cyclase
Exons: 1
Source: RefSeq, a predicted model, not a curated record